Messenger RNA from Cottoperca gobio, 2779 nucleotides. Its product is annotated as matrix metalloproteinase-24-like. NCBI's taxonomy places the organism in Eukaryota, Metazoa, Chordata, Actinopteri, Perciformes, Bovichtidae. The coding region runs from base 1 to 801 and encodes 266 amino acids. Gene Ontology annotation, cellular component: plasma membrane. The record is from RefSeq and is a predicted model, not a curated record. Gene Ontology annotation, biological process: collagen catabolic process; extracellular matrix organization. The transcript has 3 exons. Gene Ontology annotation, molecular function: metalloendopeptidase activity.
AUGUCUAACGUGCGACUCGUCGUGUUGCAGGACCGCUGGUUUUGGCGUCUGAGGAACAACAAGGUGCAGGAGGGUUACCCCAUGCAGAUCGAUCAGUUCUGGAAGGGUCUGCCUCCUCGCAUUGACGCCGCCUACGAGAGAUCUGACGGGAAAUUUGUCUUCUUCAAAGGCGAUAAGUUCUGGGUGUUCAGGGAGGUGACGGCUGAGCCGGGUUACCCUCACAGCCUGGUGGAGCUGGGUAACUGCCUCCCCAAAGACGGCAUUGACACGGCGCUGCGCUGGGAGCCGGUUGGGAAAACGUACUUCUUCAAAGGGGACCAGUACUGGCGCUACAACGAGGAGAAGCGCACGGCCGACCCGGGGUACCCCAAACCCAUCACCGUGUGGAAGGGAAUACCGGACGCACCGCAGGGCGCCUUCAUCAGCCGCGAGGGAUACUACACCUUCUUCUACAAAGGGAAGGAAUACUGGAAGUUCGACAACCAGAAGCUGACGGUGGAACCCGGAUACCCCAAGUCCAUCCUGCGCGACUGGAUGGGCUGCGACCAGUCUGACAUGGAGCGCUCCGGCAGCAAGGGGAACCGCGGAGACCGCCAACUUCCCCUGGACGAUGUGGACAUCAUGGUGACCAUCAACGACGUCCCGACGACGGUCAACGCCAUCGCCGUUGUGAUCCCCUGCAUUCUGUCGCUGUGCAUCCUGGUGCUGGUGUACACGAUAUUUCAGUUUAAAAACAAAGGAGUGCAGCAGAACACCAUGACGCAGCACUACUACAAAUACCCUGUUCAGGAGUGGGUAUGACAGGGUAUAGGUAUGUCAAAGUUCAUGGAUUAAAGGGGGUCAAGUCAGACUGUUAGCUAGUUUAUGUUGGUUUAUGGCCCAGAACGCUAGCAGAAAACAGUGGAAAGUCAAUGCUGAAAGACGCUAAUUGUGCUAGCUAGUGAUAAAACACUGAGAAUGCUCUGCGGGCGUAUAUUUAGACAUUAGCUCAGAGUGUGUGUGAGAGAGAUGUGUGCCUGUCUUGUGACACAAGCAGCGUAAAACUGCAAGGAUACUGAUUUUGCUGAUACGGCAAGAGGACUUGAUUGGCUCAGGACAGAAAACACACCUGAUUUGUCCACAACUUCUCUGGCUAGUGGAACGGGGUCUUAUGAGCGACACUGAACUUUGACCUCUGGGACCUACUAACACAACUCUUCUCAGCGGAAAUAAAAAGAAAGAGGAUUUGGGGCAGAAAGAAUAUGCUCCUCAAAGCCAGACACCAACUCCAAGUUUGUUCUAACAACAACUUGUACACGAGAACAACUUCAACUAUUAAGUCAGAUUAAAUUGAAUGAAAACAAAAGAAAACAUCGAAGUUGAAGAUAAAAUGUUGGUAGAAAGGCCAUAACAAAAAAAGAAACACAAGGAUCUCUCUCUGGAUCUCUUCACUUUAUUACAUUUAUAGUUGUAUGGACCUGUAAAACUGUCAGAGGAUCUUUUUCUCUCUUUUCUUUUCACUUCACACCACAAAAAACAGACUUAUCACCAUUAACUCAGACCUUUGUCAACUUAAACUCCCUGCUUUGGUUUACACAGCACGGACCAAUGGAUGUUGGUAGAUGUAGAACAGCUGAUCGUCAGCAUAUAGAGAUAAAUGAAUGUCUCGGUCUCAAAAGACGUACACGUUUGCUCAUAUUUAACAAGCUGUACACAACCAGGGCUUGUAUUUAUCAAACCUAUUCACAGUGACUUAAGUGGAAGAUAAAAGUCCUUCACAUUUACUCCUUUUUACAAUUUUCAAAAUAAAAGCUGCUGAUGUUUUGAGUGAUUUUUCACAAUAUGAUUGGCGAUGGUGAGCAAUAUGUUUUGUUGAAGCAGUAUAAUUAAGAAAGAGUUGUUUUAGCCUACUUUUAUUAUUUUGUGUGUACAUUGAUUGGAUAUUACUGCAAUUAGCAGGGAUACAAACAACACUAAAGCUGGUAUUUAUUUUGUAAUCAAGUUCCAGUUCUUUGACUUUUCUAUCAGCAGCAUAAUUACUUGCAGUGGAGUUUCAGCCAAUUUCCUAUUGAUUCAUCCCUAUUUAUAUAUUUAAAAUAUAUUACAAUCAUGUUUUUACAGAUUGUUUUUACAUUUUAUUAAUUGCUACUUGAGAUAUCAAGGAUUUAACACAAAUAGAAUGAACCUUUUGGACAUUUAAAUGACAUAUUUUGCACAUAUGUAAACUAUUUAAGCAUUUUAAGAAUGAACAGUUGGGUAACUCCUUGAGUCUGAUCGGCUCUUCCUGCUUUGAACGUACAACUUUAAUGUUACACUUUGCUGUGAAUUGGAUUAAGUUGCUUAAUAAAUGUGUCUGAACACUUACGCUCAGCAAAUAACGUUUUAAAUUGUAGAUUGGGUCUUAAGUGUAAAUCUUAGAAGUUUGAUAGAUACGGGCCCUGAGCUGAACUAGUUAGUCUGAUCUUUGUGUUUCUCUCUUUCCACACGAGGAGGGAAGCUCAUCAACAUGUGAGGAUUGGAGAAAUGCAAAAAGGGAGGAAAUAGAGGGGGGGUGGAAGGAGGGUAUGUGUGGGUCUGUAUUAGUAUGCUGUCUGCGGCACGGCGACAUCGACCGAGCUUAAUGAAGUACUUCUGUUCACAAAGGUCUAAUGGGGCGACUCGCCCUACACAUGCCUCGCUUUAAUCCUAGUGUCCUCCCUCUGUCUGUCCUCCCUCUGUCUGUCCUCCCUCUGUCUGUCCUCUCUCUGUCCUCCCUCUGUCUGUCCUCCCUCUGUCUGUCCUCCCUCUGUCUGUCCUCUCU